This is a messenger RNA of Colletotrichum truncatum, 1797 nucleotides long. RefSeq names its product aromatic amino acid aminotransferase. The record is from RefSeq and is a predicted model, not a curated record. Gene Ontology annotation, molecular function: pyridoxal phosphate binding; L-2-aminoadipate:2-oxoglutarate transaminase activity; aromatic-amino-acid:2-oxoglutarate transaminase activity. NCBI's taxonomy places the organism in Eukaryota, Fungi, Ascomycota, Sordariomycetes, Glomerellales, Glomerellaceae. Gene Ontology annotation, biological process: aromatic amino acid catabolic process; L-tyrosine biosynthetic process.
AUGUAUUCACGGGCCGCUCGCCGAGGCCUCAAUGGCUCCCUCCCAGUGGCCUCGCGUCCCUUAUCAAGCUCCCUUUCGUCUCAACUUACAAACCUCCGGCUCCGGAGUUUGGUCCCUGCUUCUGCUCCUGUGACACACAAUACCCCCUCUUCCCAACGCCAAUUCAAUUCAAAGUCUGGUGAUAGAUCCGUCGCAGAUGCCGUUCCCAUCGAGAGGGAGGCCGUCUUUGAGAAGCGACAGGCGCCGUCUCCCUUUGAUGGUAUCCGGGAACGUAGGGCCAAAGCGGGAAAGCUGAUAGCAGGAGUGGCCGCGGCAUCAGAUAGCGACAUGUUCAAGGCUCCUGCAAUCGGCAAGCCCAAGGCGAAGCGAUGGGACCACCACCUCACAGCCGAGUCCCUCUCACGUCACCCCUGUUCCCUGAAGCAGGCGGCGCGCCACCUCAAGAAGCCCGGCCUCAUCUCCCUCGGCGGCGGCCUGCCGUCGAGCGCCUACUUCCCCUUCGCCGAGCUCUCCGUCCGGGUCCCCACCGCCCCGCACUUCUCCGAAGCCGAGACCCUCAAAUCGGGCCAGGUCCUCACCGUCGGCAAGUACGACACCCGCGACCCGGAGAAGCCAAACGCCGAGUAUGACCUCUCCAUCGCGCUCAACUACACGCAGUCGACUGGCUCCGCGCAGAUGAUGCGGUUCGUCACGGAGCACACCGAGCUCGUGUACAACCCGCCCUACGCGGACUGGCAGUGCUGCCAGACGGUCGGCAGCACCGGCGCCCUCGAGCAGACGCUCCGCAUGUUCUGCGACAAGGACAGGAAAGACAGCGUCUUGACGGAAGAGUACAGCUUCUCCACCGCCCUCGAGACCAUCACUCCUCUCGGCGUGAAGGCCGUCGGCGUCCCCAUCGACGAGCAAGGUCUCCUCCCCGAAGCCAUGGACGACCUGCUCACGAACUGGGACCCUGCCGCCCGCGACGGGCGCAGGAAGCCGCACCUCCUGUACACCGUCCCGUCGGGCCAGAACCCGACAGGCGCGACACAGUCCGCCGAAAGGCGCAGGGCAAUCUACGCCGUCGCGCAGAAACACGACCUGUUCAUCAUCGAAGACGAGCCGUACUACUUCCUCCAGAUGCAGCCGUACACGGGACCCGACUCGCCCGCGGCGCCUCCCCCGGCCUCCGUCGAGGAGUUCCUCGGCACGCUGAUCCCGUCGCUGCUGAGCAUGGACACGGACGGCCGCGUGCUCCGCAUGGACUCCUUCUCCAAGGUGCUCGUGCCCGGCUCGCGGCUCGGCUGGGUCACGGCGUCGGCGCAGAUCAUCGAGCGCUUCGUCCGACACGGCGAGGUCGCGAACCAAGGGCCCGCGGGCUUCUCGCAGAUCGCCGUGUGGAAGCUGCUCGACGACACGUGGGGCCACGAGGGGUACCUGCAGUGGCUGAUGAACCUGCGUAUGGAGUACACCCAGCGCCGCGACUGGCUGCUCGCCGCCUGCGAGAAGCAUCUCCCUCGGGAUAUAGUCAGUUGGACCCCGCCUGCCGCCGGCAUGUUUGUAUUGUGGUUGACGGUAGACCAAUCCCGGCACCCAGACGUCUCGUCGCGUCCUCUCCUCGAGAUCGAACAGGAAAUCUUUGAUUCGUGCAUCGACAAGGGCGUCCUCUGCGCGCGCGGGUCCUGGUUCCGCACCGAGCAGGACACGCCGCUCAAGGACCUCUUCUUCCGCGCCACCUUUGCAUCGGCCAGCGAGCAGGAUAUGGAUAAGGCCAUUCAGCGUCUGGGGUCCGCCAUCAAGGAGUCUUUCCGUCUUUGA